AGGAGAAAAAUCGUUUUGGGUGGUCUCGGAAUUUCUUCUUUUCUUUUUUAGUUUUAGUUUAUUUUUGUAUUUUGCCAUCAUUUUUGUAUGUUUAAUUUACUUGUAUUCCAUUCAGAAUGUCCACAGUAUUAUUUUUAUGGAUUGCUUCAUUGCUUUGUCCUUUCUUCGGUGGCAUUUCCUGCUCCCUCAGCUACCACACCCAGUUGGAGACUCUUAUGAAUAGUGGGAAUAUUGGGGCAGAUCCUGUGCCCCAUGUUGAACAGAUAAAUGGUACAGAAAACUUCCGGAUACACCGGAAGCGUGGGAAGGAUGAGAAGACAUGGUUUGAGGGGCGUGAAAUGAAGCACGUCUACUGCGGGCGCUUCUCCAAGUGUGAGAAGCUGAAGGAGACAAUGUGUAUGGGUGCUAAAUUGCCGUACAACUACACGAGUCUCGAUCUCUCCGAUAGCUACAGUCAGGAGCAAAUCCUAGAUCGUCUGCAGACGUAUCAGGCACUGAAAUACGUUCCAAAGUGUUGGGCUGUCAUUCAGCCCUUCCUCUGUGCUGUCUUCCUGCCCAAGUGCGAGAGUAUUCAGGGCAAGGAGUACGUGUACUUGCCAUCCCUUGAGAUGUGCCGCAUCACAGCCGAACCAUGCCGGAUGCUGUACAAUACAACGUACUUUCCGGACUUUCUCAAAUGCAACGAAUCCAUCUACCCAUCCAAGUGCAACAAUGACGUGCGAGAGAUAAAAUUCAACGUAUCCGGGCAGUGCCUGAAGCCUCUCAUACAGGCAGAUGCAGCUGCCAAUUACUACAGUGACAUCGAAGGGUGUGGGCUACAGUGCAAGGAUCCCCUGUACACGGACGAUGAGCACCAUCAGAUUCACAAGCUAAUUGGCUGGGGGGCAACACUGUGCCUUGCUAGCAAUAUUUUCGCCAUUACCACCUUCAUGAUUGACUGGCAGAAUGCCAAGAAGCAUCCAGCUCUGACCAUCUUCUACAUGAACAUCUGCUACAUGAUGACGUGCUUCGGGUGGCUGGCACAAUUCACCCCUGGUGGCCGGGAGGACAUUGUCUGCCGCAAAGAUGGAACACUGAGGCAUUCAGAACCAAGUACGGGUGAGAAUCUCUCAUGCAUCGUGGUUUUCGUCCUCAUCUACUACUUCCUCAUUGCUGCCAUGGUGUGGUUCGUCAUCUUCCUCUAUGCGUGGUUUAUGAGCUUCAAAGCCAUCGGGAAGAUUCACGAUAAGAUCGACAAGAAGGGCUCAUACUUCCAUCUUGUCGCAUGGUCCCUCCCUCUUGUGCUGACAAUCACAAUAAUGGCACUGAGUGAGGUGGAUGGAAACAGUGCUGUUGGCAUUUGCUUCGUUGGCUACCUCAAUCAUCCCAUGCGUGCCCUCUUGCUGGGUCCCAUUGUGGGGGUUCUCCUCAUUGGUGGCUACUUCGUGAGCGGAGGAAUGUUGAUCCUUGUUAAAUUGAAGAUGGAAUCAAAGGAAAUCAUCUCAGCGAGGGCAAGCAAUAAAAUUCGCGAAUCAAUCGUCCGAAUGGGGCUGUGCACGCUCUUCACGCUUGUCAUCAUCCUCGCAACAAUUGUGUGCCAUAUUCAUGAAUUCCGCAACUCCGACGACUGGGCUGCUAGCCUAAAGGCCUACAUUCUAUGUAAAAUCACAACAUCCUACCACGAAGACUACGUGAAUACGUGUAAAUUAAAUAGCCGACCAAGUGUGGCAAUCCUGCAGCUGCAUCUUCUCUGCUUAUUUGCAUCUGGCAUUGUAAUGUCCUCGUGGGUGUGGACACAUUCAACCCUUGGCAUUUGGAGGCGCUAUAUAAAGGGAAAAUUUGGCUAUGAAGUGGAACAACCGGUGCGAAUGCAAAAGCACAAACUAAUUGCUCAGGCAUUUGCCAAGAGGAAGGCCUUUCAGGAGGAGGGAAGACUCUCAAUUAGCUUCCGGAAUACCCACACAGAUCCCGUGGGGUUGAAUUUUAACAUUGACUCCGCUGCAAGUCAGGAUUUUAGUUCGACGUGGGCAAAUAAUUUGCCGCGCUUCGUGAAUCGUCGAUGUGCCCUAACGGGUGCCGUGACGAGUUCUAGCCACGAGCCACGGAGGAAUUCCAUGGAUUCGGAGAUAAGUGUCAGUGUACGGCAUGUUUCGGUGGAGUCAAGGCGGAAUUCUGUUGAUUCCCAGGUUUCCGUGAAGAUUGCCGAGAUGAAGACGAAGGUUGCAAGUCGGGGGAGGACGAGGAAAUCCAAAAGAAUCCGAAGGCAAGAUUACGAGGAUGGGGAUAGAGAGCAGAGAUUGCUGGAGUACAAUGCCAAUCGAGCAUUGGGGGCUGAAAGUCAUAGGAAAAUGCGGAAAUUCACCAGCAAGGGGUACAAGAAUACAAAACGACGAAGCGCCUCAGCUGGAUUAAAUCCCAAAGAGAUUAAUUCUCUCCUGACAAAUGGGAAGAGUCUCCGGGCAUUGCUGAAUAAUGCUGCAGAGAAGAGAAUUUCUUCAGAUGAGGAGAAUGGCUCUGUGGCGUCCUUCUCGCGUCUCGAUGUGAUCCUCAAGAAGAUUUGCAAUCACCAAGAACCACCGACAAGUGAUGAGGAGAGUCAGGAUUUCAUUAUUCACGACAACAGUGUCAACAAGGAGUACAACACAACGGAUGAUGAGAAGAUGAAGCAUGUUUCGUGCAACACAAAUACCCUAGAUAAUGGCUUGUCGUCCAAUGAUGACUUAGACAUCAAAGAGGAUUGUCUGGGCAUACGGAAGAGUCGGCGGCGGCAUCGUAAUUCCCACAGUGGCAAAUUGCGCGAUGAUGAAUCGAACAAAGAGGCAAAAUCCAUGGAUUUUGGAAAUUAUUCCCAAUCAUCCUUUGAUUCGGAAAUCUCCAUUGCCCCACCAGUUCAUAGUUCCUAUUCAGGAGGGAAAAGUAAUUCCCGGAAUAGCAAAAGGAGCUGCGAUGUGGGCAUUCAGGCUAAUGCGUAUGAGAUUACAACGCAGCUCAGUAUGGCUGAGAAGGAGUCAGCAAAGGGUGCAGCGGAAAGUGCCGAGAAUCAACAGACUGUGAAUAAAAAGUGGCCAAAUGAGAAGGAAUCCGCCCUGAGUCAGACGGAUAAAUUAAAACUCCUCCUGUUGCCAUCAAAAUAAAAAAAAUUCUUCCGUGGAGAAAAUUUCUAUGUAAAAAGGGGUAUGUAUUGCUGAAAAGGGAGGACUUUACAUAGUUUUCCAGGUAAAGACAGAUUAGGAAUUUUUUUCCUUCAAUUUUAUGCUCUAAAAAAUAAAAAAAAAAAUAGACUUGUGCAGAGCUUGACGAAAAUUAAAAUUAAAUAUGAUCAAUUUCCUUCAAAAGAUUUAUUUUAAAUGAAACUUAAUUAAAAUUUAAAUUACUUUUAAGAGAAAUUCAGAGCAAAAUAUUCAGCACAAGCUCUUUUUUUUUUUUAAUUUUAUGAAAUUAAACUUGAAAGAAAAGAUUAUUGUAAACAACUCCUUGAAAUAUUUUGUACUCUAAAUGAGAGAAAUUGAAAGACUUUUCCCCAAUUUAUUUGUUAAGACGAAAGUAUAUAAUAAGAGUAUUUUAUAUAAAUUUUGUAAAAUUAUAAAUUCCUUUAUUAAUACUUUUUUGUAUGAAUAUUUUCAAAAUCCUCUCAGUGAAUAUUGCUACAUGUGGCAGUGAAAAAGGAGUUUAUUCAUUUUUAUUCGUAUUAUGACAUUUUGUUGAGGAUUGAGAAGCAAAUGCUCUGUUGAUUUUUCACUAAACUUAGCUGCGAAAAUUCAACAAUAUAUGCUUUAAAAUGCAAAAAUUCCGCCCCAAUUAGUACUUAUUUUUCAUGUUUAUCCAUGAAGCAUAUGCAUCACUGUGAUGUAUUUUAGCUUCAUGGCUAAAUAUGGGAUACAUGAAUCGACUCAUGAAGGUCAUGAAAUAAUUCAAAAUUGACCAAACUAAAGAAUUUUCAAAUUAAAAGAUUAUCGAUCAAAGCAAAGAUGCAUAUGCUUUACGCAUAUAGUCGAAGGCCCAAAAGCCACAACGUUUUGAAACAUAAUUUCUCUUUAAAUGCAUACAAAAUGUCCUUUAGAAUACCUUGAUUGAAAUUAAAAAAAAAAAGAAAAAGAUUUUCAAUAAAAGCACUGAAGCACAGAGCUUUAUUCAUUUACAGAGAAAUCAGGAAUCAAAAGCUUAUAAUUUUUGCUCCUUAUACCUCUUAUACAUCUUAGCCUAGAUCGAUAAUAUUCUAUUCUAAAAAUCAUUGAAUUUGGCUUUCUUGAAUAUUUUUUUAAUAACUGAAAAGUCAUCAGUCGAAGCACUGAAGCAUAUGCUUUAUGUGUUUAAAAACAAAUAAGUUGCAAGUGGGCGUGGUUUUUGCAUUUCUACAUAAUAUUCUUCCCAGGAAAAUCUGAAGUCUGAUUGAUUUUUAUUAAAUCUUAUAGAACCUCGUCAAAAAAUCUUUUUGAACAAAAGUGAAUAAACUCCUUUAGACAUUUACUGAACAAUUUUAUAUACUCAAUAAGGAUUUUUUUAGACUUAAGAAUCUCUAGCUAUGUGUUCUCUACUUUAGUGAGUUUAAUGAAAUAAAAAUAUUUUCUACCCAAUUAAA
This is a messenger RNA of Lutzomyia longipalpis, 4558 nucleotides long. It is a transcript of the gene smo, whose product is annotated as protein smoothened. NCBI's taxonomy places the organism in Eukaryota, Metazoa, Arthropoda, Insecta, Diptera, Psychodidae. The coding region runs from base 117 to 3113 and encodes 998 amino acids. Gene Ontology annotation, cellular component: cilium; dendrite; plasma membrane. The transcript is spliced from 3 exons. Gene Ontology annotation, molecular function: transmembrane signaling receptor activity; patched binding. Gene Ontology annotation, biological process: commissural neuron axon guidance; smoothened signaling pathway; central nervous system development. The record is from RefSeq and is a predicted model, not a curated record.